Molecule: messenger RNA, 1431 nt
Organism: Paracoccidioides brasiliensis Pb18
Product: iron-sulfur cluster assembly protein CIA1
Exons: 1
Coding region: 1-1431 (476 amino acids)
Biological process (GO): iron-sulfur cluster assembly
Cellular component (GO): cytosolic [4Fe-4S] assembly targeting complex
Molecular function (GO): protein binding
Source: RefSeq, a predicted model, not a curated record
AUGCCAUCCAAGCCCGCGGCAACCCUUAGCCUUCUCUCUCCCCUCACCCCCCCUUCCCUCGAACGCACAUGGCUCACUGCCCCACAUCCCCGCCUCCCUUUCGUGGCAACCUGCAGCGCAGACAAGACCGUCCGCAUCUACUCAUUGCAAAACUUCACUUUGCUCUCGACAAUAACUGGCGGCCACAAGCGCAGCGUGCGCAGCUGCGCGUGGAAACCGCUUGUUAGAGGGGAGAGUGUGCUGGCCACUGGUAGUUUUGAUGCGACAGUUGGGAUUUGGAGGAGGUGGGAUGGGUAUGGCAAUAAUGAGAAUGGACAUGGGCCUGAUAUUGGCAUGAAUGGUGAUAAGGAUAGAGAUUCAAAUGACGAAGAGGACGACGAAGAAUGGCGUUUCGCCGUCCUGCUAGAUGGACAUGAGAGCGAAGUGAAAUCGCUCUCCUGGUCCCCCGCCGGCACGCUGCUAGCAACCUGCUCGCGCGACAAGUCGAUAUGGAUCUGGGAAGACCUCGACGACGGCGAUAAUAAUUUUGAGACCGUCGCGGUUAUGCAGGAACAUGCGGGUGAUGUGAAAUGGGUGUCCUGGCAUCCCACCGAGGAAUGUCUGGCUAGCGCUAGCUAUGAUGACACGAUACGGCUGUGGAGGGAGGAUAUCGAUGAUUGGGGCCAGGUGGCGUGUUUGCGCGGACACACGGGGACGGUGUGGUCUGUUGAGUGGGAAUCUGGGGAUGCGGAGAUCACUAUUCCUGCUGCUCCUGAGGGAGACGAAGAUGCGGAUAUGGAUGGGGAACGUCGCAGGUUAUGGAUUGAAAAGCGUACCCUUGUCGGACCCCGUCUCGUUUCCUGCUCAGAUGACCGCACGAUUCGCAUAUGGGAAAAGCAGGUCCGCCCUCGUACAGACACCAAUACGGACACUAGCACCGGCCCCUCUGGUAUCCCCAGCAUAAUCCGCCCCACUAGCACGGAUGAGACGUGGGCUGAACAGGCCCAAUUACCCUCCCAGCAUGAUUUAUCCAUACGCUCCGUAGCAUGGAGUAAGCGGAGCGGGCUGAUUGCGUCGACAGGUGCAGACGGGAGAAUUGUGGUGUAUCAGGAGCGGUUUGUGAAGGCAGAGAAAUCGGUUGAGGAUUCUAAGAAAACAACGACGACCUCGACAACUACUACGGAUACGCAUAGGGAUAUUGAUGCUCCCACAACAACAGCAGACAACGUCGAAAACCACAGUGAUAAUACACAGGCACGGGAACAGUCAUCGCCUCUCCUCCAGAUGGAAUGGAAUGUCUUGGCCAAAAUUGAGGCUGCACAUGGCAUUUAUGAGGUUAACCAUAUAUGCUGGGCACUGCGAGCUGGUCGGGGGCGCGAGGAGGGUGAGGAGGAAGUAUUGCUUAGUACUGGUGACGAUGGAUGUGUGAAUGUUUGGAAGUUGGAGAGGUGA